UCGCACUGAAGCAAACAUGAAUUUUCGAUUUCCGCUUGCCGCCAAAACAUUAUGGAUUUUCUCAUUUCUCAUCUGGUAAUCAAUCUCAAUUUCUUACUUUUCGCAGUUUUCGCGCAAACUAGUCAGUCUUUAUUUUUAGUUGAGAAAAGAAAUUGACAAUUUGACAGAUUUAUUCCACACAAGUAUUGUUUUCUGCACAAAUAACAUAUUCUGGCAGUUUUAUUCGGAUCGGCUUUCAGUUUCAAUCAUAUGUGAAGAAAUCGUUCGAAAUGGCUGAUUCUGACAUCGAAAUACCCGAAGAUAUCUCGGAACUUAUUGACGACUGCGAUAAAAAUUGUAUUGAGGCAGAGAAUUUAGCAUUGGACACCGUACGUUCGAUAGAAAUUCCUAUUUGCGGUGCUUUACGAGAUAUCAGGUCUCAAAGAUGUUAUUACGUUUUGUGUCGUAUACGUGACUGGUUCGGAUCUACUCCUACAAAAGAGCAUUACUUGUGUCUGAUGAUGGUCACCGAUUAUGUCAGUUGUGCCUAUAACAAUACCGAUUUCUACGGUACGUUUAUCGCUGAAAAGAAAGACAGAUUUUACGAAUCAUUUUUCGUCAAAUUAUCGAGCGAGUGGAAAGCUAUGUUUCACAAGAUGCCGUUUUCUGUGCUCCCUACAUUAGACAAGUUGAAUAUGUUGAAGAAUAGUUUACGUAUAUCGAUGGCUCGUUUCCCGAGAAAAUUCACAUUCAGAGGAUUAUUCACUGAGAUUAUGAAUUCUUGCAACGAUUACGGUACCAAAUUGGAAGAACAUUUAUCUAGUUUGAAAGCGAUGAAAGUGGACGUUUUGAGUAAUUUGCCUGCUCUAUCGACGCAAGACUGCAAGACAGUAGUUCGUAUCAGCAGCGAUUCAAAAUCUACGUCCAUUUCCGUUCCAUUCAAAAUAAACAGUAAACCAACUACACCUAAUGGUAUUCGUAAUCUUACUACGCAAAUUCCACUGAUCAAAAGUCCAGCUACACCGAACGCUAUCCGUAAUCUUACACAAAUUCCACUCACCAAAUGUAACUCGUCGCCUAUAUCUAGAGUCAUCCACGAGCCGAAAAAAAUCACUUUCAUUUUACCGAAAGAAACCAUACAACCUGGUGUUGUUACAAUUUCGGACUCUCCGGUAAAGGCUGCUGAUGCAAGAUCAUCAACAUUGAAUGAUAUAAUCAAUGUCAUGCCUUCGAAAGCCUGUAAAAGACCAGCUGAAUCUUGUGUAAUUCUCAAGCCACCUAACUCUGAUGACAAAAUAAUGAAGUUACAAAAGGACAUUGCUGUUUCCAAUAAUGGCAUAAAUAAUUCGUUACUAAGGAAAUUGAACGCCUUCGAUAUUUUAAUGCGUAAAAAGGUCGUCAAAUCUAUUUCAUAACUAUUUUACUCUUCCAAAGAUAUACUUAAUCGAUUUAAAAAUUAGUCGUAUUUUAAAUUUUUGAAUAAGUAAUGGUUUUUAAGUUCCAUUUUUUUUUACGUGAGUUACUCGUUUUCCUAAUCGUAAAAUAUUGUUGUAUUCUAAGCUUUUGUAUUAUCGUUCUUUAGUAAAAAAAAAUUAUCGUUUUGAUUGUA
This is a messenger RNA of Planococcus citri (citrus mealybug), 1588 nucleotides long. RefSeq lists its product as uncharacterized. The transcript is spliced from 4 exons. NCBI's taxonomy places the organism in Eukaryota, Metazoa, Arthropoda, Insecta, Hemiptera, Pseudococcidae. Bases 270 to 1394 code for a protein of 374 amino acids. The record is from RefSeq and is a predicted model, not a curated record.